Petromyzon marinus (sea lamprey) is the source of this 4294-nucleotide messenger RNA. Its product is annotated as leucine-rich repeat-containing G-protein coupled receptor 5-like. Gene Ontology annotation, molecular function: G protein-coupled peptide receptor activity; protein binding. NCBI's taxonomy places the organism in Eukaryota, Metazoa, Chordata, Hyperoartia, Petromyzontiformes, Petromyzontidae. Gene Ontology annotation, cellular component: plasma membrane. The record is from RefSeq and is a predicted model, not a curated record. Gene Ontology annotation, biological process: adenylate cyclase-activating G protein-coupled receptor signaling pathway; hormone-mediated signaling pathway; activation of adenylate cyclase activity.
GGGGUAGUCGCGCGCUCGGCGCGCCGCGUUCGCCUCAGCGGCCGCCCCACGGAGCUCGCAGCUCGCACGGCCGCCUCCUCCGCCUCCUCCUCCUCCUCCCGCUGAGAGAACCCAACACCCCCCCCCCAGCCUCCUCCCUCGAGUCUUCUUCACGCGCGCGCAGCCUUUAACGACAACUACAACAACUUACCGCUACAGCAGCCGCGAGGGAAGGAGGGGAUAUAACUGCGUGCGCCGCUGUGGUGGUGGUAGUAGUGGUGGUGGUAGUGGUGGUAGUAGUGGUGGUAGUGGCUGUGGUAGUAGUGGUGGUAGUAGUGGUAGUAGUGGUGGUAGUGGCUGUGGUAGUAGUGGUAGUAGUAGUGGUGGUAGUGGUGGGUUGUUGCGUGGGUGGCUGCCUCGAGGUGUGGGUGUGUUGCGAGUGCGGCAGGGAGUAAAGUGCACGCGGGCUCAGGCAGCAGACGGUGAAGGCGGAGAGAGGGCGCCUACCGUCGCUGGGCACUGUCCCCGUGGUUGUUAGCAGUCGUGGUUUGGUUAGUUAGUUGUUGUUUGGUGGUGGUAGUGGUGGUGGUAGUAUCGCUGUGUUGUGUUAGCGCUGUAGAUGUGUUGUUGGCAGCCCGUGGCACUUCGGCCGCGUUAGCUCCGGGUGCGCCCCGGCACGGUAGUGAAGCGCCACGGCCGAGCUGGACGAUUAUUGACGCCGACUUGCGGGUAGUAGUGGCGGUGGAUCUGAUACGAGAGAGACAGAGAGAGACAGACGGAGAGACACAGAGACAGACAGAGACAGAGAGGUAGGCGCUGAAAUACUCAGCACGGCCGCGGUAGCAGCCACAGGUAGCAACACGACGCACGAGCUACUGUACACGCUACUGUAUGGAACUCUGCGUUAGGUAUUAAAAAGUAACGCAGAAACACUUUCGCAGCAGUAACAUUAACUAUCACACGCAGCGGUAGUUAGCGAUUAGUACACACACACACGCGCACACACGCACACAACGGCGGUAUCUUUUUUUUUUUAAAGCCGGAGAAUGUUUUGUCGGUGAGUUACAACUCUCCACUGUACAAGUAACACGCAGCGAUAACUUAACACGCCACGCGCGCCGUAAUAACACACAACACUGCUGAGCAAGUGCCGGGGGCUGGUGCAGGUAGGGUCGGAUAUCGAGCAUUCGGCUGGCAUCGGAGUAUUGUAGAGCAGCGAGCGUGGUACAUAGGGCAGAGUGUCGGGUCGAGUUGGUUGAGCGGUCGGUCGGUGCCGUAGGGGUUUUGGAGGUUACUGGGCGGCAUGGGUCCCCUGCUGUUACCUUUGCUGCUGCUGCUGCUGAGCCCCCGCUGCUCUCUGCUGCUCUUCGCCAUGGAGGCCGCCGCCGCUGCCGCCGCUGCCGCCCCCCCCGCUGCGGCUGCCCCCUGCCCCGGGCCGUGCCGCUGCGACAGCGCCGAGCCGGCAGGGCAGGUCCGCCUCGACUGCUCCGGGCUGGGACUCACGGCCUUGCCCUCGUCAGUGGCGCAGGAUGCGGUCUACCUGGAUCUCAGCAUGAACAAUCUGACCGACAUCCCCGCUGGUGCCUUUCAGCAGCUGAAGUUACUGGAGGAACUGCACCUGGCUGGAAAUGACCUCUCCCACCUGGCAGCUGGGACCUUCCUGGGCUUGGAAAAGCUGCGUGUUCUGAUGCUGCAGAAUAAUCAGCUGAAGAUGUUCCCCACGGAAGCCCUGCGUGAUUUGCCCUCUCUCCAGUCGCUGCGCCUGGAUGCAAACCACAUCUCGGAGCUGCCGGAGGUCGGCCUGGAGGAGCUGCGCCAGCUGCGCCACCUGUGGCUCGACGACAACGCGCUGACGGCCAUCCCCGUGACACCGCUCAGCCGCCUGCCCUCGCUGCUGGCGCUCACGCUCGCCAUGAACCACAUCACGGCCGUGCCCGAGCGUGCCUUCGCAAACCUCACCAGCCUCGUCGUGCUACACCUUCACAACAACAAGAUUCAGAGCUUGGAUCCACACUGCUUUGAAGGACUUGAUAACCUUGAGACCCUAGAUUUAAACUACAACCUCUUGAAGGAAUUUCCGUCUGCCAUUCAGUCCCUUGGAAACCUCAAGGAGCUCGGAAUUCACAGCAAUAACAUUGAAGUGAUACCUGAAGGUGCCUUUGGAAGCAACCCACUCAUACGUAUCAUACACCUGUACGACAACCCCCUGCGUGUGGUCGGCAGAACGACGUUCCAACACCUUCCCGAGCUGCAGACCUUAUUUCUCCGUGGUGUGAGCGACAUGAACACCUUCCCGAACUUGACCGGAACCACCAACCUCGAGAGCCUGACACUGACUGGGAGCAGAAUCACCCGUCUUCCCGGUGACAUCUGUCAGGCCUUGGGGCAACUGCGAGUCCUGGAUCUCUCCUACAAUGAGAUAACUGAACUUCCAGAGCUGCACGACUGCAGAGGUCUGGAGGAAAUCUCCUUUCAACACAACAUGCUGGCUGAUAUUACAAACCAAACGUUCUGGGGCCUGUCUUCCCUUCGAAGCCUGGACCUGAGUGAAAACCAGAUCGAGAGCAUUCACAAGACAGCGUUUAAGUCCCUCGCUUCUCUCACUAAACUAGACCUGAGCUCCAACCAGCUGAAUUCCCUCCCUUCCUCGGGGCUCCAGGAGCUCACGGAGCUGAGGGUGGCUGGAAACCAAGCCCUCAUGCUUUUCCCCGUCAAGUCCGAGUUUCCCAAGCUUAGGACUCUGGUGGCCGCUUAUGCGUACCAGUGCUGUGCGUUCGCCGACUGCGCGGACGAGAGCCAGGACUGGAUCGGCAAUGCCGGCAACAUCCAGAAGCGCGAAGCCGGCAGCCAGACGGAGGCUGGAGAUCCAGAAGUUGAUGAGAAUGAAGAUUCUGAUGUCCACCCGAGCGUUCAUUGUACCCCAGAGCCUGGCGCCUUCAAGCCCUGUUCCAGCCUCAUCGGGAACUGGCUGCUCCGCCUAGGCGUCUGGCUCAUUUUUCUGCUCGCCGUCGGCGCCAACUCCAUCGUGGCCGUCACCACGUUCUGCUCACCGGGCCACCUGUCGGCGCCGCGCCUUCUCAUCGGCUGCCUGGCCAUCGCCAACCUCCUGCUGGGCCUGCACUCGGGCGCCGUGGCCCUGACGGACGCCGCCACCCUUGGCUCGUUCGGUCAGCGCGGCGCGGCCUGGGAGGCCGGCGGCGGCUGCCGAGCGGCGGGCUUCCUCGCCGUCUUCGGCCUGGAGGCGGGCGUGCUGGUGCUGGCGCUGCUGUCGGCCGAGCGCUGCGCCUUCGUGCGCCGCCCGGCCGAGCGCUGCGUGCAGCAGACGCUCCUGCGCGGCGCGGCGGGCAAGCCCGCUCGCCGGGCCGGCGCCCGCGUCGCGGUGGCCGUCGCGGCGGCGGUCGCCGCCGUCGCCGCUUCCCUGCCCCUGCUGGGCGUGGGCGGCUACGGCGCGUCGCCGCUCUGCCUGCCCUUCCCCGGCGGGCGCGCGGCAACGCCGCUCGCCUACACCGCCUCGCUCGUGCUGCUCAACUCGCUGCUCUUCCUCGCCAUGACGGUGGGCUACACGCGCCUCUACUGCCGGGCGCGGCGCGAGGACCUCUCCGACACGCAGGAGAGCGCCACCACGCGGCACGCCGCCUGGCUCAUCUUCGCCAACUGCCUGCUCUACUGCCCCGUGGCGUUCGUCAGCUUCGCCAGCGUGCUCGGCCUCGGCGCGCCCGCCAGCCCGCAGGCCGUCAAGUCCGUGCUGCUGCUGCUGCUGCCGCUGCCCGCGUGCCUCAACCCGCUGCUGUACGCGCUCUUCCACCCGCGCUUCAAGCACGACGUGCUGGCGCUCGAGGAGCGCGCGAAGCAGCGGGUGCGCGCCUCCCGCCUCGCCCGCCGCCCGUCGUCCGGCGCGGGCUCCGCGUGCGACGACGGGGACGGCGGCGACCGGGGGGGCGGCGGCGGCGUGGGGGUGGGGCCGGGCGACGACGACGACGACGGAGCCGCGGGCGACGAGCCGCGCAGCCCCAUGCUGCCGCCGCCGCCGCCGCCGUCGGAGCGCGGCGCCCGCACCGCCUUGAUGCUGGCGGAGAGGGGCCGGUCGACGGGGGUCACGGCGGCCGGAGCAGGGGCGGCCGCGCUGGGCUGCGGCGCAGAGGGCGGCGCGGCGGCGCCGGGCGGCGGCGGCGGCUGCGCGGACGCGGGCCACAGGCACAGCGACUGCCCCAGCGAGGACGACUCGUUUGUGUCGGACAACUCGGAGCAGCUGCAGGAGUGCUCGCGCUCCUGCUUCAGCCAGGGCCGAGGGCUGCCCCUCGUGUCGCAGUUGUAA